CUCUCCAAGCCCGACUUGGGAUCCGGAGUGCGGGCAGCGCUGCCCACGGGACCUCCCCCGAGGGAGAGCUGAGGAGCCCGGCACGCUCACCUACUGCCCUGCGGCGCUGCCACUGCUUCCUCUCGGAGAGUGCCUUUGAGGACCAUCACCCGCUGGUCCCCCAGGGCCACAGCAUGGCGCCCUCUGGCCAGGUGGUGGAGAAGCAGAAGCCCGAGGACCCCGCACCGGACCCCGCGCCAGACCCUGCGCCGGACCCUGCACCGGGCCGCGAGCUGCAGUCCUGGCAGUGCCUGGUGUCUUACCUCUGCUUUUACGGCUUCAUGGCGCAGAUGCGGCCGGGGGAGAGCUUCAUCACGCCCUGCCUCCUGGGGCCUAGCAAGAACUUCAGCCAGCCUCAGGUGACCAACGAGAUCAUGCCGGUGCUGUCCUACUCCUACAUGGUGGUGCUGGUCCCGGUCUUCCUGCUGACGGACUACCUGCGCUACACGCCGGUGCUGGUGCUGCAGGGCCUGAGCUACGUGUGUGUGUGGCUGCUGCUGCUGUUUGGCCGCACCGUGGUGCACAUGCAACUCAUGGAGCUGUUCUACAGCGUGACCAUGGCCGCACGCAUCGCCUACUCCUCCUACAUCUUCUCCCUGGUGCGCCCCGAGCGGUACCAGCGCAUGGCCAGCUACUCGCGGACUGCCGUGCUGCUGGGUGUCUUCACCAGCUCCGUGCUGGGCCAGCUGCUGGUCACCGUGGCCAGGCUGUCCUUUACCACGCUCAACCACAUCUCGCUGGCCUUCCUCAUCUUCAGCCUGGGCCUGGCCCUCUUCCUGAAGCGGCCCAAGCGCAGCCUCUUCUUCCACCGCCCAGCGCCCGUGCACGGGGCCUCGCCCUCCGAGCUGGACUGGAUGCACCCGGGCGCCGGGCGGCGCGCGGGCGGGAAGCUGGGGUGCGCGCUGGCCUCCUGCGGGGACUGCGUGCUGGUGCGCAUGCUGCGUGAGCUGGGGGCCAGCCUGCGGCGGCCGCAGCUGCGCCUCUGGUCCCUCUGGUGGGUCUUCAGCUCGACGGGCUACUACCUCAUCGUGUACUACGUGCACAUCCUGUGGAACGAGGUGUCCCUGGUCACGGGCAGCACCCUCGCCUACAACGGCGCCGCCGAUGCUGCCUCCACGCUGCUGGGUGCCAUCACGUCCUUUGCCGCGGGCUUCCUGAAGAUCCGCUGGGCCUUGUGGGCGAAGCUGGUCAUCGCGGGGGUCACGGCCGUGCAGGCCGGGCUGGUCUUCCUGCUGCUCAGCACCAACAGCAUCUGGCUGUGCUAUGUGGCUUUCGUUCUCUUCCGCGGCGCCUACCAGUUCCUGGUGCCCCUCGCCACUUUCCAGAUCGCGUCCUCUCUAUCCAAGGAGCUCUGUGCCCUGGUCUUCGGCAUCAACACCUUCCUCGCCACCAUCCUCAAGACCGUCAUCACCCUCAUCGUCUCGGACAAGCGGGGCUUUGGCCUGGCCGUGCGCAAGCAGUUCUUCGUCUACUUCAUGUACUUCCUGGUGCUGUCCGCCCUCUACGUCUUGGGCGCCGUGAUGGAUGGCCUGAGGCACUUCCGGCGCCGCCGCGGCCAGCCCGUGCCCACCGUGACUCAGGAGCUGCGGAGCCCCGAGGAGCAGAGUGCGCAGGCGCUGUGCGUGGAGGAGCUGCGGAGCCCGGAGGAGCAGAGUGCGCAGGCGCUGUGCGUGGAGGAGCUGCGGAGCCCGGAGGAGCAGAGUGCGCAGGCGCUGUGCGUGGAGGAGCUGCGGACCCCUGAGAGGACUGCACAGGCGCUGUGCUUGCAGGACACGGCCCUGGGAGAUCUGCAGGGCUCAGCCCCUCCGCUGCUCCCGGGUGACCGCGGGGAGGACAGUGUGCAGGCCCCGGGGCCCGAGGCCAAGGCCUGACCCGCCCGUGUGCUGGCAGCACAGACGGGACCUGUCCCAGCCGGCGCCGUCCGAGUCCGCUCUCAGAUGUGACUCCGUGACCGCGUGCCCGCGCUGCUCGCCUCGGCCCUGGCUGGCUGUGCGGGCGCCCAGGGCAGCUGCUGGCCGUGCGGCCUGGACCAGGAGCACUUAGUGGCUUCCCGUGUCCCCCAGUCUCCUUCCCGUCUGGGGCUGGGGGCUGCCACGGUGACGAGAUGCCGGCCGGGGAGGGCCCACGGCCCACGGCCCUGGGGGCUGCCACGGUGACGGGAUGCCGGCCCACAGACCCCUGGGUAAACUGUGAUGAUGUCCUCCGAGGUGCUUGCUUUUUGAACAGGGCUGUCAUCUUUUUUAAUCGACAUAAAACGA
This is a messenger RNA of Lepus europaeus (European hare), 2297 nucleotides long. It is a transcript of the gene SLC19A1, whose product is annotated as solute carrier family 19 member 1. The transcript is spliced from 6 exons. Gene Ontology annotation, molecular function: methotrexate transmembrane transporter activity; folic acid binding; folate:monoatomic anion antiporter activity. The coding region runs from base 174 to 1910 and encodes 578 amino acids. The record is from RefSeq and is a predicted model, not a curated record. NCBI's taxonomy places the organism in Eukaryota, Metazoa, Chordata, Mammalia, Lagomorpha, Leporidae. Gene Ontology annotation, cellular component: apical plasma membrane; plasma membrane; basolateral plasma membrane. Gene Ontology annotation, biological process: folate transmembrane transport; methotrexate transport.